CUGCAAGUGGCGCAUGCGCCCUGAGCCGGGGGCGGGCAGCGCAGGCUGGAGAUGGAGCCGGAGCCGAGCUUCGCGCACAUGGGGCUGGACGGGCGGCUGCUGCAGGCCAUCGCUGAGCUGGGCUGGGCCAAGCCCACACUGAUCCAGGAGAAGGCCAUUCCGCUGGCCCUGGAGGGCAAGGACCUGCUGGCCCGGGCUAGGACUGGCUCUGGGAAGACGGCCGCCUAUGCCAUCCCCCUCAUCCAGCACUUGCUCCAAGUGAAGAUGUCCCCCUUGGUGAUGGAGCAGGCUGUGCGUGGGCUGGUCCUGGUGCCCACCAAGGAGCUGGGCCAGCAGGUGCUGCAGAUGAUCCGGCAGCUGACGGCGUACUGCUCCCGCGAUGUCCGUGUCGCCGAUGUCUCCGGGCAGGUGGACAUGUCUGCACAGAGGCCCAUCCUGAUGGAGAAGCCGGAUGUGGUGGUGGGGACGCCAUCACGGGUCCUGGCUCACCUGCAGGGCCACAGCCUGAGCCUGCGCCACUCCCUUGAGGUGCUGGUCCUGGACGAGGCUGACCUACUCUUCUCCUUUGGCUUCGAGGAGGAUCUGAAGAACCUGCUGUGCCACUUCCCCAAGAUCUACCAGAGCUUCCUGAUGUCGGCCACCUUCAGCGAGGAGGUGCAGGCGCUGAAGGAGCUGGUGCUGCACAACCCGGUGACCCUGAAGCUGCGGGAGUCCCAGCUGCCGGAGGCAGCCCAGCUGUGCCAGUACCAGAUCCGCUGCGCGGGCGAGGAGGACAAGUUCCUGCUGCUUUACGCGCUGCUCAAGCUGGGGCUGGUGCCGGGCAAGGCCAUCCUCUUCGUCAACACCGUGGAGCGCGGCUACCGCCUCAAGCUCUUCCUGGAGCAGUUCAGCAUCCCAGCCUGCGUGCUCAACUCCGAGCUGCCCAUGCAGUCCCGGUGCCACAUCAUCAGCCAGUUCAACCGAGGCUUCUACGACUACAUUGUCGCCACCGACGAGCAGGCGCUGGCAGAGCCUGCGGUGCGGACCAAGUGGAGGAAGGGCGCCAAGACAGAGAAGGGCAAGGACCCAGAGUAUGGCGUGGCGCGGGGCAUCGACUUCCAGAAUGUCGCCACCAUCAUCAACUUUGACCCGCCCCCCUCGGUCGAGUCCUACAUCCACCGGGCCGGCAGGACGGCCCGUGCUGACAACCCCGGCACAGCCCUGACUUUCGUGACACACCCAGAGUGCCCCCUGCUGGCCGAGAUUGAGGAAGCUCUCGCAGGAGAGAGCACCGAGCCUGUGCUGCGCCCCUACCAGUUCCGGAUGGAGGAAGUCGAGGGGCUCCGCUACAGAUGCCGGGAUGCCAUGCGCUCCGUCACCAAGCAGGCCAUCAAGGAGGCGCGGCUGCGAGAGAUCAAGGAGGAGCUACUCAACUCGGAGAAGCUGAAGACGUACUUCGAGGACAAUCCCCACGACCUACGGCUGCUGCGCCACGACCGGCCCCUGCACCCGGCCAUCGUCAAACCGCACCUGCGCAACGUGCCUGAGUACCUGGUGCCCCCCACCCUGCGCGCCAUUGCCCAGCCCCUGCUCAACAAGCGCAAGCGACGGAAACACUUGGCCCCCAGCAGCAGCCGCCCCAGGGGGGGCUUCCAGGCCCGGGGGGGGCGCAAUCCUCUGCGGAGCUUCCAGUACAUGGGGAGGAGACCCCGGCGCCCAGCUGGCAAGGGGAAGACGUCCUGAGCCGUGGGCCCCCGUCAGCGACUGCACCUGGCUGGACUCAGAAUGGACAAUGUCCCGUGUGGCUGGGGCCGAUUCCCCCGCUCGGCCAAGAGGAGACAAACGCUGCCCCCUGCGCCCCACUGCCCCUGCCUGGCUCUGCUCUCUGAGCAGGGGUCUUAUGGGGCAUCUGUGGCUGGGUGUGGGAAUCUCCUGCUGCUGGCGUCAGCCACGCCCCAGUGCCAGGCCUCGGGAGCCUGAGUGUGGCUGUGGGGAGGGGGGGCUGGGGCCAAAGGGUUGUAGACGGCAUCUGAGCCCAAUAAAGCUCAGUGCUGGCUCCA
Molecule: messenger RNA, 2039 nt
Organism: Mauremys mutica (yellowpond turtle)
Lineage: Eukaryota; Metazoa; Chordata; Testudines; Geoemydidae
Product: probable ATP-dependent RNA helicase DDX56
Exons: 14
Coding region: 52-1722 (556 amino acids)
Molecular function (GO): nucleic acid binding; RNA helicase activity; ATP binding
Source: RefSeq, a predicted model, not a curated record